Molecule: messenger RNA, 3300 nt
Organism: Pseudophryne corroboree (corroboree frog)
Lineage: Eukaryota; Metazoa; Chordata; Amphibia; Anura; Myobatrachidae
Gene: AMN
Product: amnion associated transmembrane protein
Exons: 13
Coding region: 1-1680 (559 amino acids)
Biological process (GO): intracellular protein localization; receptor-mediated endocytosis
Cellular component (GO): endocytic vesicle; apical plasma membrane
Source: RefSeq, a predicted model, not a curated record
AUGGUUGGGUUCUCACCUCCAUAUGCAUCAGGAAGUAACCCUAUCCCUGAUAGCCCGGAUUUCUCUAUUAUGGUGGCUUCAAAUUCCUCACCUGGUAGAGGGCAGAAGUUUCAAUAUCCACUCGUGGAUUCUACUGACAACGGAUGCCAGCCUCCAGGGUUGGAGAGCGGUGACCCAAGCAGCUCAGUUCCAAGGGUUAUGUAUGGUCACUUCUUUCCAUGUGAAUCAGUGAAAGCCCGAGCUCAGGCUGCCAAUAAAUCUGCCUGUAAUCCAGAGACAGAUGGGUUAACAGAGGCUGUCUUGAAACGUUGGAUUCCUAAUACAAAUUUUGAGAAUUCUUCAAACUGGAAUGAGCAGAGAGUUCCCUGUUCCCAGGAUAAUGUGAUUUUUGCAAAAGAGAAGAAAGUCUCCGUCUUGGUGCAGUCGACUCACUCCUUGACCGCUAUGCUCCUGCCGAUGGACGGAGAGUUUAUACUGUCGCAUGGUGCUGGCUUCCAGUCUGCUUCCAGAGGAGAUUCAGAAUGUGGUGAAGGGUCAUUUAUAAACUUCCAGGACUCUGAUCAGUUCCAGUGGUAUGACCCCACACUGUGGCAGGCUGCCCUGUCCACAGAUGACCUGGAAAACGGCCGGUUCCUCUCUGCUGUGGACGCUGAGCGUGUCCCCUGCACGUAUGAUGAUGUCCUGUUCUCACCUGGAACAUCCUUUCGUGUCCACGUCGAGGAGGCAUCAGAAGUUCAGCUGAGAAGCAUUACCGUAUUGGGUCGAAGAUUCACCAGCAACGAGGAGUUUGCUCUGUACGCGCAGUCGCCCACUGGGAAGCUGCAGUUCCCCAGACCGGCCCUGCCCCAUGUUACCAAUACGAAGUGCCAGGACAAAACCGGCUGCGUGUGUAAUGACGGCAAGAUGCUACAAGUAAUUUGUUCUGCGCUGCUCCGACAUACGGAUGAUAAUAAGUGUCCCAAUGUGUCCUGUGCAAACGCUCUGCGUCCGGCGGGGCAGUGCUGUGAUAUAUGUGGUGUCAUUAUAACACUGGAAUACACAUCUGAUUUCGACUUGGACACCUAUCGCAGCCGCCUUAUUCAUGCGUUUCUCAGCCUGGCAAAAUAUUCCACGGUUGAACUGGCGAUCUCUAAGGUGGAAAAUACACCACUCUCUUUGGGCAAAAUUCCCCUUGCCUCAGAGCUGAAAAUCCAGAUUGUUAUAACUGACAAGAGAGUAGGAUCCGUCGCAGGAAGGACUGUGCAGCAGCUAGCGGGUGACAUCAUGGCAGAUAUUACAGCACACGGGCAGUCGUUUGGCAUUACGAAGGCAGAAAUGCAGUCGGCCACAGACGUCGCUACAGGCGCCCAAAAUGGAUCCAUGACGCCAGCUGGCAUUUCGGGAAUCGUCUUUGGCAUUGUCCUUGGAGUGUCAUUGAUGGGCACCAUCUUUUUCCUCUACAGAAUGGACGCCUUUAGACUACAGUAUUUUCGCCUGUUCUGGUUUUGGAGGAAUGCACCAAGGGAAGAAGCUGCCUUUGAGAACACGGGAUUCAACAACCCAAUUUUUGAACCAGCGCCAGAAACCAUACAGGUUACACCAGCAUCAUAUACUGGAGAUGAUGAAUUAAAAGGAGUCUCCCUGCAGCAAAGUGGAAUUUACUUUUCCAACCCUUUAUUUGAUUCAGAUCUGGAUGUUUAAGGUCCUAAUACUUCACCCCUCCAUUCCCGACCUUAUCUCAGUCCACACUCCCACUUGUCCUAAGGGCUUUUCCUCUGACCAUAGCCUCCGUUCCUAAGUCUCACAGGACAAGUGCAUGCAACACUUCUCCUGUGCUACUGUUGCUGCCCUCCUCAGAAACUCGCUGCCCCUCCGGCCACAGAGGCUGAAAAGCAAGUAACCUUAGAUCUGGAGCAAACCAUGUCGCAAUACAGAGAGUGCAGAUACAUUUGUUUAUUUUGCAUUCAGACUAGAUACUGGCUGGUUUUACCUAUAUUCCACAAAUGGACAGUUUUUACACUCCAAAGUAUAUUUCUUUAUUCACACCCCUCUCAAAAACUAAAUCUCUUUACACAUUCUAAAUCGCCCCACUUGCAGUUUGUUUGCUUGGCUCCCACCUCAGAAUCAGCCCUACAGUUGGCCAUUCUGAACUAUCUGUCCUUCCUGCCCAGACCUCUUGGCCAUUGGGUAAUACUUUUUUUAAAUGGUCACUCAUUUGGUUGUCUAAAUAUUUCAUGGUCUGAACCUUCUUAUACUGAAUUGCACAUCAUUGCAAUUUGUCCUGCAUGGGACUCUAGGUCUAACCAUAUAAAUAAAAUCUAAUAAUUGAAAUGAAAAUGUAAAAUGUGUCAUUUCCAAAAAUGAUUCCACCCUUAAAAUACAAACAAUAAGAAAAGGAAUUUGUUCAAUAAGUGAUUCUCAAAGACAUCUUCCUCUUCCCUGGGUUUGAGCGUUUCCCUGAUAAGGACUCAGAUGGGCUUGUUUCAAACACACAGUAGUGCUAUCCCCCCUAACAUGUGUUGUUAGCCAAGAUAGACUCAACCCCCCAUUUUGCAACAAAUAUAGUAGCAUAACUUGGCCUAAAACUGGUGCCCUUCGUGGUACUCUGUUAGUCUGGAGAAGUUGAUAGCUGUGCUCAUAUUUUUGGGCUUGACAGCAGAGUGGUGAAUACAGGUUUUUAUUUAUCUCUUCCUCCUUCUGAAUUUUUUUUUAAAAAGAAUCAACAGAUUUAGUCAUCUCGAGCGAACAAGAGAUUCAUGCACUUCUUAGCAACUUGAAAUCGCUUAGACAUGGCUUUAUCCACAGAUCUCAUCAAAGCAGGCUCCUCCUUCACUACGGGUCUUAUGACCCAUAGGGUGGUAUUCAAAUCCUAUCACACCCAAUAUCCUUUUCCAAAGUGAUGUCUGUUAUUGUGCUUAUCGCGCCCAUAGUAAUCAGGUUUAGCUGCAUAAAGGGUUGGGUGCUCCACUACCCGGGGUAGCGAGCUGAAAUGGUACCACGCCUGUCAGCAGAAACAGAAUGGGUGUGGAAGGGGGUGAAAAGACACGCACCGCACCCUGCAGCUAGGCUACAGAGUAAGUUCCACACUGGGGGGACCGGGAGAGCCCGCUCCCUGGACCCCACUGGCCGGCAGUGUACAGGUAGGCUGGGGGACGAGGGAAGCCAGCUCCCUGUACCUCCAGCACUGAGAGAGAGCCCUAGCAGCCAGGCUGCAGGGAUAAGGGAGCCAAGCGCUGGGCACAUUAAAGCAAAAUGCUAAUAUUUUAAAUGUAACAAUUAAUAUAUAUUGUAUGAUGAGGCACUGCAGUGUCUGGGUAUGGG